UAAAAUCAUGGAUUCCAUCGGGCUACUUGCUAUAAAAUUAGACGCUUGAGAAGGAAAGGCAAAGGAGGUCUACAGCCAUCGGUAGUUCUGCUUCGACGAGCGGUCUCAGUAAGUCAAAAGGCAACGUCUAAGCGUAUUCAAACCAAAGGACAAAGAUGCUGUACGUGCUGAUUCUAGCGAUUGCCCUCGCAUGCGUCUCUUGUGAUGCUUUUGGCUUCCGUGCAAGAACGAAAGAGGACAGUGGAGCACUAGAUCUCUCUCGCCGUCAGUGGGGGUAUUACGGUUACCCGUAUUCCGGUACCAUUGCGAUUAUCGUCGUUGGAAGAAGAAGGAGAAGCGUUGAGGGGGAGCGUUUCAAAGUGGAUAUUAAAGCAGAUCCGUGCGUUUUCGAGAUUUACGAUGCAAACAGAGAUGACGUGAUAACAAUGGAUGAGCUCGAAGCGAUUUUUGGAGAAGGAGAAAAAACAAAAGAAUUGGGAAAGGUGCUUGACGAUUCCGGUGACGGUCAGGUGGACAAAGACGAAUUCAAGGAGGACAUGCAUAAAUAUGUUGAAGGAUGUUAAACUGGCGAUGAACUAUGCGUCAAUGAUUGUGUGAAAGUUGCUUUUAUACGAUUAACUCAUACAGAAUGUUUAACCCUUUGCAUGCUGGGAAAUUUGUCGUCUGCAAAAAUGUCGUCUGAAGAAUUUCAAAAAUUAGCAUUUUCUUCGAUUUUUGUUCAAAGAAUACUAUAAGAAUAGCAAACAGUUUGAAUUCUGAUGAGACGCCACGUUCUGUGGCGUCUCAUCUGGAUCCAAACUGUUUGCAAAGGCCUUCAAAAUUCGGUUCCAGCACUAAAAGAGUUAAUUAUAACCAAAUGUCUGCUUAUUUCGAAACAAAAAUAUAAAUGUUGGUAAAAACAAGCCAAACUGCCGGGGUUACGUAAGAGAUGCACAUUUUGGACAUAUAACGAGAUUUAUAUAUAUAUGUAUUCUGAUUUUCCUGCUUUCACUAUCAAUGUACACGUUUCUAUAUAUAUUUAAUCAGAAAUAUAAACAACGUUUUACUAUUUUCAUGAGACAUUUUGACAGUUGUUGCUAGCAGUAGGCUAUUGUGUAAGCAUACAUCCGUAAUUCAAUUCAAAGUCUACGUUGUAUAUACUCUUAAAUGCGUUUCAAAUGAAUAAUGUUUAGUCUCACAUAAGUCACUUAAUCAUUUGUGUUUUUUUUUAAAGAUGAACACGCUUUCGUUAUUUGCAAAGACACAUUAUCACGUUAAUUUUGCAGUCGUAUAUAUCAAUCCUCAUGCACAUAAAUUAAUUUUAAGAUUCCCUGGAUUUGACAAAAAACGGGUAAAUUUAUACUUUCAUGUAUUAUACCAUCUUAACAAUUUAUGAUUGUCGAGACCAUAUUGCGUUAUUUAAACUGAUUAAUAAUUAAUUGAUAAAUGAACUUGCAAGUGUGUUACUUUGUAUGUCUAUCUUUGCUGUGAUUAAAUAAAUCUUUAGCUAAACAA
Messenger RNA from Dreissena polymorpha, 1494 nucleotides. RefSeq lists its product as uncharacterized. Gene Ontology annotation, molecular function: calcium ion binding. The coding region runs from base 156 to 563 and encodes 135 amino acids. The transcript is spliced from 4 exons. Lineage: Eukaryota; Metazoa; Mollusca; Bivalvia; Myida; Dreissenidae. The record is from RefSeq and is a predicted model, not a curated record.